AACAUCUGAAUUUAUCGACAACGACCACCACGCCGCCAAUCUCUAAAUCCAACAACUUCUGCUUGUCACAGUCGCCAAAAUGACAAACAGAGGAAAACCCCGUGGUUUGAACGCGGCCCGCAAGCUGGUUGCCGCCCGCAAAGAAGGACGAUGGGCCGAUCUGCACUACAAGAAGCGACUUCUCGGAACAGCCUACAAGUCAUCUCCAUUCGGUGGAUCUUCGCACGCCAAAGGAAUUGUCCUUGAAAAGGUCGGCGUCGAAGCCAAACAGCCCAACUCGGCCAUUCGAAAGUGUGUCAGAGUUCAGUUGAUCAAGAACGGAAAGAAGGUCACCGCUUUCGUCCCCAACGAUGGUUGCCUCAACUUCGUUGACGAGAACGACGAAGUCCUCAUCGCCGGUUUCGGUCGAAAGGGCAAAGCCAAGGGUGAUAUUCCCGGUGUCCGAUUCAAGGUAGUCAAGGUCUCUGGUGUUGGUUUGAGCGCUUUGUGGAAGGAGAAGAAGGAAAAGCCCCGAUCGUAGGUGGUUGAUCAACAAGCAGGGUUUGAGCGGUGGAGCUUUCUGGGCGGUGUAUGCUUGCGUCGAGAGACACAUGAUCAUGGAGACAAAUCUAUGAUUGUGCAGCAUGUCUGUUGUUAAGUCAUUACGACGACGACAACGACAACAGCAUAAUAGCACUCGCACCAGCAGCAAUCUACUAGCAUGCAUUGCUCCUGGAUGGGACUGGAUGGUUUUGCUAGAUCGAUAUCCCAUACAAACAAAAAUCCGGGGGAGACCCCAAAUCCAACGUUUUCGAAGAA
Messenger RNA from Exophiala mesophila, 798 nucleotides. Its product is annotated as 40S ribosomal protein S23. The transcript has 3 exons. Gene Ontology annotation, cellular component: ribosome; cytosolic small ribosomal subunit. Gene Ontology annotation, biological process: translation. The record is from RefSeq and is a predicted model, not a curated record. Bases 80 to 520 code for a protein of 146 amino acids. Gene Ontology annotation, molecular function: structural constituent of ribosome. NCBI's taxonomy places the organism in Eukaryota, Fungi, Ascomycota, Eurotiomycetes, Chaetothyriales, Herpotrichiellaceae.